CAAUGGCAGCCCGGCUAAGGCUUUUGGGAAAAUCUGUUCAACAGCUGAAUGGUAUCAGCGGCAAACAUGUGUGUGGCACCGCUAGUGCAGUCUCAGUGCCAAACAGGUACCAGCACAGUCAUCCCAAAUCCAGUGAUGAGAGACCACGCUUAGAAACUUCUCAAGCCAAGUCUUUAAUGGACAUAGGCACAAGGGGUGUCUUUAGUUCAGACCACGACAUCUUCAGAGAAAGCGCAAGAAAAUUCUUUCAGCAGGAAGUGGUCCCCUACCAUGCUGAGUGGGAGAAGGCAGGACAAGUAAGCCGGAACUUAUGGGAGAAAGCUGGUGAACAGGGUCUUUUGGGUACCAGUACCCCUGAAGAGCAUGGUGGCAUCGGUGCUGAUAUUCUGUCAUCUGCUAUUGUAUGGGAAGAACAGAUGUAUGUGAACUGCACAGGACCCGGUUUUAGUCUUCACUCUGACAUUGUGAUGCCUUACAUCUCAAGAUAUGGCAGCAAGGGCCAAGUAGAAAAAUAUAUUCCUCAAAUGACUGCUGGCAAAUGCAUUGGGGCUAUAGCUAUGACUGAGCCAGGCGCUGGCAGUGACUUACAGGGUGUUAGAACAAAUGCCAAGAAAGAUGGAAGUGAUUGGAUACUCAACGGCAGUAAGGUGUUUAUUACCAAUGGCUGGAUGAGUGAUGUAGUGAUUGUUGUUGCUGUGACAAACCGUGAAGCUCGCACACCCGCUCAUGGGAUCAGUCUUUUCCUUGUGGACAACGGAACUAAAGGUUUUGUUAAGGGGAGGAAACUGGAGAAAAUUGGCUUGAAGGCACAGGACACAGCAGAAUUGUUUUUCGAGGAUGUACGGCUUCCUGCUGAUGCUUUAUUGGGGCAGGAAAAUAAAGGCUUUUAUUACUUAAUGGCAGAACUUCCCCAGGAAAGGUUACUGAUUGCAGAUAUGGCUCUUGCUAGCUGUGAAUUCAUGUUUGAGGAAACCAGGAACUAUGUGAAACAGAGAAAAGCUUUUGGAAAGACUAUUGCACAUUUACAGACUGUACAGCACAAGCUGGCUGAGCUGAAGACACAGAUCUGUGUGGGUCGUACCUUCCUGGACAACUGUCUUCAGCUUCAUGCGGAGAAACGUUUAGACUCCGCCACAGCUUCCAUGGCAAAAUACUGGGCAUCUGAUCUACAGAAUACUGUGGCAACUCAGUGUCUCCAACUUCAUGGAGGGUGGGGAUACAUGUGGGAGUACCCAAUAGCAAAAGCUUAUGUUGAUUCUCGUGUUCAACCAAUCUAUGGUGGCACCAAUGAGAUCAUGAAGGAACUUAUUGCCAGAGAUAUUGUAAAAGAAAAGUAGCCUUUCACCACUGAAAUUCUGUUCUGCUACUCUGCCUUAACGUUUUCACGUGCCAUUCUUCUUCUCACAUUUUUAUAUUGGUUUCUUCGUUUGUUGCGCGGAAUGAUCCUAUUACAUGAACACAUUUUUCCUGAUUGCACUUAUGGAUGUAGAAAUAGAAUCUUAAAUUCUGACUGUUUGCCAAUGGACUGGGUGACUUGAGUUUUAUUUUGAAUUCUUUCCUUUGUAAAUCUGUCUGGUACCUGAAGGAUUAAUGGUUAGAUCUCACUCAAACUUAAAGGAGAACUGACCCCCCCCCAGUAAUAAAAGCCCCCCUUAACUGCCUGCCAUUUCCCCCCUCCCUUAUCCACACUGUGCAUUAGUGAAAAAGGCACCCCUGUAAAAAACUUUACCCUAAAAUGCAGAGAAGUGCAGCAGAGUUCCCUAGCACCAUCUACCUGUUUGACUAAUGCACAGUGUGAGGAGGGAGAGGGGAGAAAUGGGAGGCAUUUAAGGGGGGGGGGGGGUUUAGUUCAUAUUUAAAGGAGGCAGCAGCAAAUACAUGCCAGAGGGAAUCGUUGCUAAACCAUAGCAAUCCUUUAAGAACAUGUUCUUUACAUUUAAAAGAAAAGUUUUAACAAGAUAUUGGCUCAGGCUGAAAUAAAGUGGACAUUUACCCUGAAAUUAACUUAAAGUAUGAUGUAGACAAUAGUGCUGUAAGAAAGACAGUGGUUGGUCUUUUUGUGUGUUUAUGUGUGUGUGAUUUAAGAAUUAUUAAAUUUUCGUUCUGCAGCUUUUCAGUUUGGUAUUUGGCAGUGGUUCAGUUGGCAGACUGAAUGAUGAAUAGAAGAUAGGAGAAGUGAGUGAAAAAUUUAAGAAUUUAAAAUAAUAAGCUAUUCUUACCAUUAAAUGUUCUUUCUUCAGAUAGAGAGAACCACCAGUAUGGCUUUUCAGAAUUUUACUAAGUGGCCUUUGAGCCUUAAAAGCUUUUUUCUCUGUGUUUAACGCACGAGUAACCAUGCAGUAUCUCAAUGACCGGUUAGUGCCUGCACAUAUAUUAAACCAAGAUUCCGCUUGGCUUCUGCUGGAUUCAGGGCUGCAGACUGAAUCUGUUCCUGUUUUGUCCAAGUAAUGAUAAACCGAAUCCUUACCUCUGUAAAAUCCAGGUUUUGUAAAUGACAAUAUUAAUUGCUAAUGGGUUUUUUUUUUCAAUAAAGCACUAUUGAACAGUU
Xenopus laevis (African clawed frog) is the source of this 2548-nucleotide messenger RNA. RefSeq names its product acyl-CoA dehydrogenase long chain L homeolog (gene acadl.L). Gene Ontology annotation, biological process: carnitine metabolic process, CoA-linked; long-chain fatty acid catabolic process; fatty acid beta-oxidation using acyl-CoA dehydrogenase. Lineage: Eukaryota; Metazoa; Chordata; Amphibia; Anura; Pipidae. The record is from RefSeq and is marked provisional. Gene Ontology annotation, cellular component: mitochondrial matrix; cytoplasm; mitochondrion. Gene Ontology annotation, molecular function: oxidoreductase activity, acting on the CH-CH group of donors; medium-chain fatty acyl-CoA dehydrogenase activity; acyl-CoA dehydrogenase activity.